AGAGCGACACAAUACGCGCUAUAAAAACAAGAGAGAGACACAGAGAGAGAAAGAGGGGGGUGGGCUUAGAUACAAGCAUCAUAGCAGCUCAUAUUCUCCCACCAGCUCUGCUUUCUCCAGCACACAAGAAGACCACAGACGCCGAGCCACCACCUCACUCCCUCUCUCUCUCUCUUUCUCUCUCUCUCUCCUUCUCCCUCUCUCUCUUUUAUUUCCUCUCUUCCUCUCUCUCACUCUCUUUUUCUAUCUCUCUCCUCCUUCUUGUUUGCUCUCCAGUGAGGGGGCACUGCUCCCACUGUGUCGAUUGGUAGGCAGUUACAAACGUUACUAUUCCGAGAGAGUCAGUGGAUGCGCUCUGCGCGCCGUAGCAAACGAUCAAAAGAGGAGCGAGGCAGAGAAAGGCAGAGCGGGGUUCGGCUCGUUCUUCUUGCACAUUAAGCGCCGUGCACAAGAGGGAUGAGGGAGCGCGGGGAGACUCGGACCUGCGGCUGACGCCGCGCCGCCCCACCACCGAAUCCAGGUAGAAGCCAAGUCAGGAGGUCGUGUGGACGAGGAGCUUUUGCGAGAACAGAACCAGAAACAUUUUUUUCUAUACGGAUCAAAAGGAAAAGAAGGCAAAAAAGGAGGGGAGAGGGAGGCGGAGAGAGGAAAGAUGGCGAGUUUUGGGAAACUCACAGACUACUUUAACCGCCGUAAGUCUCAAGAGGAGCUGCGGGUGGGCAGGAGCUCGCAGCGCAGCGGCAGCUACUGCUGCACUGUGGCAGAGGCCAGGUCACUGGAGAGGAAGCUGCAGAGACCCAUACUGGCUAAGUCCCGGACUCUCCCCAGCAUCCCCCAGUCUCCUACGGUCUCCAGGGUCCAUCACUCUGAUCUCAUUGGUGGGAGUCCCCCUCGCAGGAAGAACCCGCCCGCCGCCGCCGCCAGCCACCCAAAGGCCUGCACUCUGCCGCCCGCAGGGGAGCUGUGGCGUUUGGAGGAUGACAUGGAGGGCGAAGAUGAGCCAGAGCACGGUGUGUGCACCGAGGCCCGCCCUCGCUCCCAGUCGCCCUUUUCCCACUUCCGGGCGCGAGCCGCCUACCUCCGCAAGAGCGUCUCAGCAGACGACAACCUGGACAUGGGCUCGGACAUGACCUCGGACUACAGCUCUGCGACCGUUGUCGAGAGCAAGCCGAUCCGCAGCGGCAAGGGCAAGCUGAAGAGAAAGUUUAGUCUGGGCUCUGCUGACCGAAAGGAAAAUCAGCACAAGAAGUCGGAGAAGGGGAUUUCCAAAUUCACCCAUCGUCUGUCCCUCAAAGAGCGUGUGCCCAAAGCGGAGAAGACUUCCACGGACAGACCUCCAUCCUACAGGAGACGAUCUCUGAGUGUGGACUGGGCCGACUCUGCCAAGAUGACGCAGCCCAUGAGGGGGGACCAGGCCCACCAGCCGGCCCCGACCCGCAAGACGGCCAGCCUUUCCUCGCCAAGCGCGGCUCGCCGCCUUUACCGCAACUUGUCUGGAAAGUUCCGCGUGGGCACCAACCCCCCUGCCCUGGAGGACAACGUGGUGUCAGGACGGGGAGGAGACAAGGAGAGGCUGCGCAAAACCACCAUAUUCCAGAGUAAUGAAGCGUUGUUCGAGGCAGUGGAGCACCAGGAGCUGGACUUAGUGCAGCUGCUUCUGUCCCAGUACAGUCUGGAGGAGCUGGACCACAACACCCCAAACAGCGAGGGCCUCCUUCCCCUCGAUAUCGCCAUCAUGACCAACAACGUGCCCAUGGCCAAACUGCUACUGCGAGCUGGUGCCAAGGAGAGCCCCCACUUUGUGAGUCUGGAGGGCCGAGCGGUGCAUUUGGCCACCCUGGUGCAGGAGGCUGAGCAGCGGGUGUCGGAGCUUCAGGCCCAGGUUGGAAGCGAGGGUCCCGGUGAGCGGGAAGGAUCCGACCGGGAGAGGCAGCUGAAGGCCUGGGAGUGGAGGCUCCGGCUCUUCCGACGCAUGCAGACGGGCUUCGAGCACGCUAACCCUCCAGACGCCCCCAGUGUAGUUCGCCUGUCUGUCAGCAGCAGCACCAGUCUAAGGGUGGACUUCCAGGAACCGCUCUGUGUCAACUCUGCUGUGGUUACCAAGUACAAAGUGAGCUGGAGCAAUUCUCCAUCAUUAAGUCCUCUGCUGGGCGAGGCGGUGGUGGAGGACACCACUCUGCUACAGUGCAACAUCGCUGGACUCACUUCGGGGACCUAUUACUAUGUCCAGGUGUCAGCCUACAACAUGAAGGGCUGGAGUCCUCCACUGGUUACCAUCCCUGCCUGCGCUUCACCUUCUAGUUGGAGGGAUAUCGAUGGCCGCGCUCCACGUCAGAGAGGCCAGAAGGAGGCACUAGACCAACUACUCGGGCAGAUAAAAGAAGCCCACCGACACUGUGUCUGCCAUGAACAGUGCAAAGCUCCGACGCAAGGGAGGAAGCACUCGGUGUCCAAAAGCCUGCGCCAUCUCUUCCAAACCACCACCAAAUUUGUUAAAAGCUUGAAAAGAGGUCUCUAUCUGACAUGCAUACUCUACAGAGACGACAAUGUGUUGGUGACUCCGGAGGACCAGAUUCCUAUUGUGGAGGUUGAAGAUUCGUACUCCAGCUCCCUAAUGCAGGACUUCCUCUGGUUUACCAAGGUAUCCUAUCUAUGGGAGGAGAUUCCCUGGCUGCAGCAGUGUCUCAGUCCUUCCCAGUCGUCCUGUUCCUGUACUCUGCAGACACGUCUCAAGAUGCUGCAGGCUGUCUCUCAUCUACAGGGAAUGCUGGGAACCCAGGACGUUGGUCAGGUGUAUUUUGAGCCAAUCAAAGACAAGCAUGGUAACGCUCUGCUGGUGCUCCUGAAGGACAUGAACGCCUGUCCCAACCUGGACGGGGUUCGCUGGACGCAGCUUUGCAAACUGCAGCUCCAACGCAAGUCCAUCUCUUCCCCCGAAGAGCCCACCGCCUUGGACAUGCUCCUCAUCACGCUCCACGAGAAGCUGGCAUAUCACAGGCGGAGCAGGAAGCUGUUGUCUCCAGGCUUGUACCUGGGCUACCUGAAGCUGUGCACGUCAGUGGAGCAGAUCAGAGCGCUGGUGCCCCAGAAACUCCCCAACGUCCUCUGUCACACCAAAAUACGGGACAACAGCAACGUGUCCAGAGAGGAGUGGCAGUGGCUGCAGGCUCUCAGCUCUCUGGACGAGUCAUUGGAAAUGGACCUCGAAGAACAGAGCGCUCCACAUCGCCUCCUACAGGACCUGCGCAGCGCCAUCAAGGACCUGAUGGCGCACAUCAAUGUCCCUGGCAAUCAGGUGCAGGACUUCCGUAUCUACAGCCAGGAAGUGGUGGAGUUUGGGGAGAAAGUGUCCUUCCUGCUCCUCCUGCCUCCUUCAGAUGAAGUGUGCACAGCUCCUGGUCAGAAUAACCCGUACUCCCCCCGCUCUGGCUUCCUCACCCUGCCCCUGCAGAUCUUUGAACUGGUCCAUUUUAAUGCCUAUAGCCCAAGUUUCAUCGGCCAGUACUGCAGAGUGUCGGCUUUGCUGGAGCUGGAGUCCCUCAUGUCCCAGCAGGCCCUAAGGGAGGCCUUCUCUGAGGCCGAGCUCCUCGCUGCUAAGAAGAAACACCAGCAGGUCCAGGACCACAUGCAGCAAAUGGAGGAGGUGUGGCGUGAUGCGAGGUGGAUCAUGGACGCCUUGCAGUAUGCCCGCUACAAGCAGCCGUCGGGAGGCAUCUCCAUUAGCUGGAUAAUUGACUUCUCCAGGGAAGUGUUGUCCGACAAACCUCCCUCCACCUCCUCUCAGCCAGACUUCAUGCCCUCCCCCAUGCCUUCACCCGAACCCUGCCGCAAGCACUCAGAUUUUGCUGGACUCUCGGACGAAGAGGGCUCCUCCGAGGUCUUCCUCACCACCGACAGCGACUACGACUCCAGCCGCGCCCAGAGUCCCCGUGAGCUGGACCUGUUGCCCCCCUCGCCCCUCUCAUCCUCGGCGCCACUGGAGCCCCGUGGUUUCCUGCGCAGCGACGGGAGCGGCUCAGGAGGAGGGUUGUGUCUCGGCGGGGGUGUACGUGGAGGCGGGGCGCUAAGGGAUUCCACGCCGGACGUCCUCCAGGCCUCCGAGCCGCAGCACGGGAGGGAAGGUGAGCGGUGCGGCGGAGGGGUUCGGUGUGGCGGUGAACGGCGUAGGGGGGGCCCGGAGUUGUUUGACAGUGACUUCAUCCUGCCCAGCAGGCAGAUCGAACUGUUGCACAUCACAGAGAAGAGACAGGCCUUCUGUGUGAGGACCAGCAGCCUGGAGUUCCCUUCCAGCACCGCAGCCCACCAGCCUUACUCCUACCACACCACUUGCCCCUCGCCCUCCACCUCGCCACAGCGGAGAUGGCACCGGCCCUCGUCGGUGGAACGCUGUUGCUCGGCUGAGCGCUGCCUACCGCAGCUUCCGCCAGCGCGUACGUUAUCAGAGGACAGCGGCACACAGAGACUCUCUUCGACGUCGCCUGCUGCCCUCAGGAAAAGCUGUCACGCCACACUCAGAGUCCACCCGCAGUAUCGCACAGGCCUGCCAAAAGAGACCAGUGUUAAGCUCUGUGUAACUCCAGGGACGUCGGCGCGGGAGAUGAUCCAGCUGGUGGUGCAGGAGAUGAACGUCGUGUCGCGGCGCCUGCUCGGUAGCGGUGGAGGCGGCGUCGGUGGUGAACAGGAGCAGUGUGCGUACUACAGUUCUGAACAGUUGAAGCACUUUGGCCUCGUGUUGGUGGUGGAUAAUAGAGAAAAGUGGCUUCAGGAUGAUUUCUGUCCGCUGGAGCUCCAAAACCCCUGGCUGAGGGGCAAACUGUGCGUUCGCAUUAAGGAGUAUUCACCACUAGCACUCAAACACAGCCGGGCCACCACAGUGUGACACUUCCACGAGAGAUAAAGCAAGUAUUUAAGAGUUCAUGCCGUGUGCAGAUUCUCUUGGGAUAAACGUGUAUGGAAAUGAAGGAACUGUUACAUUUGUACAAACGGGCUCCUACACUAUUUUCUCUCUCACUGUGGUGUUACCGUCCACAACUGCAGCUACAACAUGUCAUAUUUCCUGUGUUCUUGUUAUCUGAAAUGCUUCUGUUUCACAUGAAAUGUGUUCUCCCGUACGUACUGUAGGACCUUUUUUACGAACACCAGAGACCCUCAUAUGGACACCAAAUGGAACAAAGAGAAAAUAGGUUUUUUUUUAUGCUGUCAGGAAUCAUUUGGGAACAAGAUUGUGAUGCCGAGCAAGAUUAAUGGAGCGUCACUUUGACUUCUGGCAUGAUUGACGCCGGCACAUCGGGCCGUGGGCGUUGCCAAAACGACAUGGGCAGCAUCAUCGUCCCCAGCCACACGCGGACACGGCUUUUCCUAUGAACUCUCUCAUUGUGUCAUUCCCAAAGAGCUGUCGGCUGCAGCCGCCCGGCCCCAUGUUCCCAGGAUGUGGGCUCUGGACCCGGCCCAGAGGGCAGGAAGGAAGGGAGAAGUACAGAGGGGGGCUGGCGUCUCCUCUUGGGGACGCAAUCGGCCCGACGAUUUGGCCCGUCAGCCUGUCACUCAACCGCUCUUGGCCACUGUACCGUCUGGUAGCGAGGCAGCCAAGCAAGGGAGAGAGAGCUUGAUAGAGUGAGAGCAAGAGAGGAGGAGGAGGGUGCAUCUUUCAGAACCUGGCGCUGGCUCUCCAGUGCUCUUUUUUCUCCCUUUUUGCAGAACCUCUGUAUAGUAAACUCAGUCGUAGUGUAGCUAACAAACACUCAUCUUGUGAAGUAACACAAAAUAAAAACCAGCUAAUUUGGGUUUUUCAUAACAGAGAAAACACAAAGCAAUACUUUUGUUUUUCUAAUAGAUGGGGAAAAAAAGCAUGUAAACCUUCCAGAAUUGUGCUAAGUUCAUCUGAAGUACUGUAGUUCAUGCUGUGCUAAGAGGUAACCAGUUCAGUGUUUUGUUGUGUUUGGUUCAGUGGUAUUCCCAUGUGCAUCAGAAAGUGGUGCCCACCAGUCUAGAGCGGGGUCUCCCGAAGGGAUUCUAGUGUGAAAGGGAUGACUCGAGUUGUUAAGAGGCCCGCUUGUUUGUUAGCGAAGUAACACAUCCUGUAUUCCAGACUGUCUUCUGAACUGCUUCAAAAUAACUAUAAGAUGGUUAGAAAUAUAUAUUUUAGCCCCUGAACAAACCACUACGACCUGCAACGCGUGUGACCGAUGGAGAAUAUUAAAAGCAAAAUGUCAAAUAUAAAAACAACGAUUAUGAAAGAAACAAUCCAUAGACUUGAAGCAAGCCAACCUCUCUCCAAAAUAUGACGUCAUGUCUAUUAUGCAACAAUUUCAUACUUUGAGUGUGCUCUCGCAGCGAAGUGUGACGUGUUUCAAUUGUGAUGGAAUCAUAUCUAUUAUGAACAAACAUAACUUUUAGUUAAAAAAAAACUCAAACUUUAUUACAAUCAUCACAUACAUGUAGGUACAUACAUGAAAUUUGACCUCUGCAUUUAACCCCAUCCUAAGCAUUUAGGAGCAGUGGCCUGCUGUUAAGCGCACUUGGGAUUCAGUGUUUUACUCAAGGACACUUUGACAUGCAGACAGUACGAGCCGGGGAUCAAACCGCCUACUAUACGGUUAAAGGACGACCCGCUCUACCCACUGAGCCACAGUCACCGCGGAAGCUCAACUUCUAGUUAAUCAGAUUUUUUCAAAGCCUCACUUCAAUCAACAAAACAUCAAUUAACAAUUUUAUUUUUUAUUAUUAAUGAUUUCCUACUGAAAUGUGUCUGUUGUAAGAUUUAUAAGAUCAAAUCUUAUAAAGCAACAUAGUCAGUGUGGUCUAUAACAGUGGUUCCCAAACUGUUUCAUGUCAAAGACCACUAAACAAAUUAGACCACGGACCUCAUUUGAUAACAUUUGGUCCCAGGGUCCUCCAUCUGUUUUUGCUUUUAGAUGUUUUAUUGCCAAAAGCGUAUAAAACCCAUGACAUUAUAGUCAUGCAUUCUGUUGUUGUGUAACUUAUGGAUGAAAUUAUAGUGCAAAAUGAUUCCCCUUUUUGCUGGGGACACCCUGAAACCGACUCGUGUCUAGAAGGUAACCCCCAAAUUGCGAAAACUUGCAAAAGCUCUCGCAAGACUCGCUGCCCAACGACCUCUCGAGUUCAAUGCCUAACCUCAACCAUCUCGCAACAGUUUUUCAAUUACUGCAUUACCUUCUGGACACGACCUUAGCUUGUCUACCCUGAUGGCUUAUGGGACUCUCGCCUUGCAAGUCUAAGCAUUCAAUCGAGAGUCUCUAAUAUGUGUAUUACCUCAAAUACCAAAAACACUGAUGCACGCAUUGUAUUUUUGUUAUGAACCACAUUAAUUCUAACUAUACAACAAAUAAGGUCUCUUAACAAUCUAAACCAUCCUUUUUUAGCUCUUUUGGGAACCUGUGCCAAGUUUGAAUUCCUCUGUUCACACUUUACAUUUGAAACAGUCCGUGCAUCGUUUACAUCACAUCUCAAAAACCGCAGGCUGUUGUUGUUUUAUUUAUUUUUUUCUUUCAACGAUUUUCCAGCAUAUAAAUAAAUACUUGUUCUGGCUAUAAAACGCCAACACAGGCUCAGCAAACAUCUUACCGUUAUAAUAAGCAGCAACAUUUUCCAAAUGUAGCACCAGAAAGGUCCAAUAGAGUGAGAGUUUGAUGGGUGAAGUCAGUCAGUGGACCUGCUGGCCUCAGUUACUGUAGCAUUCCAGGUUCACGGGAUGUCGUUUGGAGAACCUGUCCCAGGGGUGGGAGUUCACAGUGGCGUCUCUCAAAAAGUGUUUACAGAGUUUAGUUUCCUUCCACUUUCAAAGAUGUGUUUACGUGUAACUACUGUAUAAAGACAAACUGAUGUUAUAAGUUGUAAUUGGUUUCACUAAUGGCUUGAACUGUUGUGUUAGCGCUUAGAUGUCUUCUUUAUUCACAUUGUUAAAGAGGUUUUUACGAGGGCCAACUGCAAAAACAAAUCACACAACCAGAAACCAUGUACAUAGACAAAAACAAAGACCAGGGGAUGAAUGUACUGUAUCUGCCCUAAAUGUGAAAGUAAAUGAAUGUGGGGCUGUCGUCACUACUGAGGUCAAAGGUCAGUGAAGUUAUAGGCAGGAGUCUCUGCCUUAAGAUUAAGCUAAAGGGGAAGAGGGGGGGUUGAAUUCCCUCUCCGGUCGAAAAAAAUAAAGUAAAGCCCCAUGUUUACAAGGAGCUGUUGGCAGAUCCAUCAGGCGAAGUCAUGAAGGAGACAUCACGUCACUUUUUUUAAAAUCUAUUUUUAUUGAACAAUAAAUGAAUAUUACAAAAUAAAA
Sebastes umbrosus (honeycomb rockfish) is the source of this 8293-nucleotide messenger RNA. It is a transcript of the gene ankfn1b, whose product is annotated as ankyrin repeat and fibronectin type-III domain-containing protein 1. Gene Ontology annotation, molecular function: protein binding. The record is from RefSeq and is a predicted model, not a curated record. The transcript has 23 exons. NCBI's taxonomy places the organism in Eukaryota, Metazoa, Chordata, Actinopteri, Perciformes, Sebastidae. The coding region runs from base 653 to 4879 and encodes 1408 amino acids. Gene Ontology annotation, biological process: regulation of establishment of bipolar cell polarity; establishment of mitotic spindle orientation; signal transduction. Gene Ontology annotation, cellular component: spindle.